AUGAAAGGUUCAAUGACGGAUGAGGAUUAUUUGCAAUUCAACAGUGAAGCGUUUCUCCGAGAGUUGGCCGCCGAUUUAGCCGAUAGCGGUAAUCAAAGUGAUCGAUUCAGCUCUCAACGACGACGCCAUGAAGAUAGGAUUCCCGUCUAUACUCGGAGUGCUUGUGGAAACCCGAAUUCCGAUCAGGGACUCGUCGAGCGCUCCCAACACUACAAUCAGACGAUAGAUCGAAGAGUGAUGACUGAUGCGAGAAUCGCUUUUGAAGAAGAACAGUUGAAGUGCGGAAGAACAGAGGAAUCGGAUGAUCUCGCAACUUCUUGCCAGAAUAUACCGAAACGAGGACGUGGAGAUUACUUUGGAAAAAUGCGCAGUGCUGGAGUCAGUGAAGCUGAUUCUGGAGAGAAUACCUCGUCAGCAACACUAACGCCAUCAUCGACAGACUUUUCGAACAACAACAACAACACUGCCAACUUCUACAACAAUACCUUCAAGAAAACGCCGAACUGCUUGAAAUUCCGCCAAUGGAGACAGCCAAACCACUGGAACGACGACUCUCGUAACGAAACAAUCGACGUUGAAAGAAGUUUCAGCUACCAACCCCCGCGCCGUUUUACCUCUCCAUUCGCUGAAACUGACGAUCAGUCAUCACAGCCUAGACAUCACUUCAAUCCGGAUACUGCAUACAAGGGAAAAAUAACACCAGAUUUCCGCUUCAAUUACAAUCCUCAAGCUACGGCAGCUAUCCCAUUCCCACACGUGGUCGCACCAGUGAACGUCGUCUAUCCUGGAGUCGUUCCACUCGUGAAGCCACUGGUUGUCACUUCUGCUGCCAGUGUGACACCGAUUCGUCUUGGACAACGAUAUCCGAAGAGACCUGAUAAUAAUCCUCCGCAACCAUCUGUACCAAGACAUCUCAAUCAUAACUACUACCAGAUCGAACUAUAUGGAGCCACACAAGAAGAGAGAAUUGCACAGAGAAUUGAAAAAACGGUUCGACAAACAGAGGCACCAAUACGACGAUUCUGA
Caenorhabditis remanei is the source of this 1026-nucleotide messenger RNA. RefSeq lists its product as uncharacterized. The coding region runs from base 1 to 1026 and encodes 341 amino acids. The record is from RefSeq and is a predicted model, not a curated record. NCBI's taxonomy places the organism in Eukaryota, Metazoa, Nematoda, Chromadorea, Rhabditida, Rhabditidae. The transcript has 10 exons.